AUGACCCGAAUAUCAUUCGUGUCCGACGUGACCUUGGUUAUAUGCCGGACGUGUGCCAUCCUCUGGCUGUUUCCUAUAUCCAGCCGACUACAGUACACUGUAGUCUUCUGCUAAGUUUUCAAGUUCAGUACUUGAUCGGUUUGAUAAGUAGUAGAAGUCAUUUUCGACGUUUAGUGCGUGUUUAUACGGUUGUCGAAUAUUACAAGCCAUUGUGCGCGAGUGAAGUGUUAUCGUUAAAAAAAGUUAAGGAUUCGUAAUCAAAACACAAAUAUGGAGAAUUUUGCUAAAAUUCUAGUUCUAGUAGUAACUAUUAACUUAACUUUGAGCGUGCAACCUCCUCUUAGUUAUGGUCCACCUUCAUCUUACAAGUACAGACCAUCAACAGGCGGAAGUCCAAUUCCAGCCAAAUAUCCGGGUGGUCCUUUUGGAAAAAAUGAAUUCUAUUCAAAAUUUAACCCACACUCAUUACCUCCAGGAUUCCGACCAGGACCUCCAUCACAAAGUCAUUUUAGCAAAUACCCUCCACCACCAAACAAAUCAUUAUACCCAGCAUUAAACAAAUUACCAUCUUUUCCCCCAAAUUUCCGGCUAGGACCUCAAUUUCAAUCCAAACCUCUGUACCAAGCUCCCGAAGGCCCUCAAAGAUACCCACCAAGACCCAGUACUAAAAUAGUUAAUAAUUAUGGACCCAAACCAACCUCUUCUAUUUUAGAAUUUCAACAGCGAUUUCCCGUAGCACUUACUGCUUCUUCAUCAUCUGUUAAUGCCGCCUCAGCCCCAUAUUCUGUACCUGCAAUACAUUCUGCUUCUGCAGUUCAUUCUGCUCCUGCCCCACUUCCCCCUGCAUCAAUAUCCGAAAGGCCACACAGAGGAUCAUACAUAAUUAACAGUGACAGUGAAAAUGGUCCAAUUAAAACCAUACCAGCACCUAAUUUAAAUCCAGCAGACAAACCCGCAGAUUUUGAAGAACAAUUGUACAAAGCACAACACCCACAAAAAGUUCAAUACCUUCAACCUUUAGAUAAUUCUAUCAUUGAUGACAACAAACAAAGCUAUCAGGUAACAGAAGAUCCCAGCUCAUACAAACCCAACCAACAAUCAUACUUUGCUCCAGAUCCAGAUACUGUUCCACCACAAAAAAUACCUCCAACUACCGAUCCAAAUUCUAUUCCAUCAACUAAAGUGCCUUUAGACGUUGCACUUUUACAACAUUUAGAAAAACAACAUCAUUUGACAGCUGAACAAUCCAACGCUUUAUCACCCCAAGAACUUUACACCUUAUUGAAUGGAAAUCCAAAUACCGUUUUACAGCAACAAGAAACAUAUGCAGCUCCUCAACAAGUAGUAUACGCUGUACCUCAACAACAACUAGACUUACAAAGUCAAUUGCUAUAUCAACAACCAACCGUUCAAUACGCUCAAAAUGCUGUACCAAUCCAAUACCAGACGCUUCAACCAGUUCAAAUGCACUUCCAGCAAUUACCUGCGGUAGAACUUCAGCAAUAUCAAGUACAGCAACCAUACACAAGCCUCGAACAACAAGCUGGUAUCGCAUACAAUAAUCAACAACAAACACAGGAGCAGUAUCUCGGACAAAUAGAACAAUAUCAAGAACAGCAACAGCAACAACAACAGCAACAACAAGAGCAAAUCCAAGCUCAAGAAGAUAAAGGUUACGAACCUAGAAACCCAUCAGUUGUUCAAGACUCCAAAGGCGAAGAAGUUGCACAAAACCAACAGACUUUCGAAAGUAUCAAAGACCAAUAUUAUUCUGCGGUAGGCAAUGAACAAGCUGCUGGUGUUCUAGCACAAAUUGCUGAAUCUGCCGCAAAUAACAACAUAGAAAGUGGUCACCAACAAGGCAAGUCGCUUCCAGACGAAGCUGACAAGAAGUCUUCCACUGACAACGUAGAAGUACAAAAAUCGAUUCCCAUUUAUGAAGGUUCUUAUUCAACACGAAGAAAUGCCCAAGAGAACGCUAACGGAGGAGAUGAUGAAGUGAUGGCUGGAAGUGAAUCUGUCGGUUCGGUAAUGUCCGUAGAACAUCAUUCAUCAUCGUCAUCAUCAUCAGUCAAUGGCCACGCACCCAGUCAGUUUCCUUAUAACGCGGCCAAUAUCAAUAACAUGAAUGCUUAAUUAUUUUAUACAAAAAAAUGUAUAACAUAUUAUUUAUUUUAUUAUUUAAUUGAAUCCUUAUCACUAUUGUUAUUAUUUGAUUGCUUUUGUUCAAAAUGACUGAAUAAUUGUACGAAUUGGACCUCCGUGAAUUGCAAGGGGAACAUGUCUGUUUGAAUCGAACGAUGUCUAAUUUAAAGUUUUAAUUUAUAUUUUUACCGAAAUGUACCCUUGGUAUACUUCGGAUUGUUUAUAUAAGACUUAAUCAAUAGUUUAAAAAUUGUUGCUCAACGCCCCCAAAUUUUGAUUACCUGUAAUAUUGUAUAGUAUUUAUGUACGAGUUUUUGUUAAAAAAAACCAAAUUAAAAUUUAGUUUUCAUAUAAAAUGAAUACAUUGUCUAAAUAAAUUUCGAAUAUCGAAAUAAUA
This is a messenger RNA of Daktulosphaira vitifoliae (grape phylloxera), 2542 nucleotides long. Its product is annotated as probable serine/threonine-protein kinase yakA. The record is from RefSeq and is a predicted model, not a curated record. NCBI's taxonomy places the organism in Eukaryota, Metazoa, Arthropoda, Insecta, Hemiptera, Phylloxeridae. Bases 271 to 2136 code for a protein of 621 amino acids. The transcript has 3 exons.